Nothoprocta perdicaria is the source of this 1972-nucleotide messenger RNA. It is a transcript of the gene MGARP, whose product is annotated as mitochondria localized glutamic acid rich protein. Gene Ontology annotation, cellular component: mitochondrial outer membrane; mitochondrion. Bases 1 to 582 code for a protein of 193 amino acids. The record is from RefSeq and is a predicted model, not a curated record. Lineage: Eukaryota; Metazoa; Chordata; Aves; Tinamiformes; Tinamidae. Gene Ontology annotation, biological process: anterograde axonal transport. The transcript is spliced from 6 exons.
AUGUACCUGUGCCGGGCCGCCUCGCAGGCGCUGGCCGCGCGCCUCAGCCGCGCGCCGCCCGCCGCCGGCCGCCUCAAGCAGCGCGCACCUCUUCGGCAGAUGUCAUCUGGCAGUGUUCCUGGCUCUUCUGGAGAGAACAUGAUUUACUAUCUCCUUGCUGGUGUUGCUGCCUUUGGUGGCUUAUAUUAUGCCUACAGAACUGUCAGUUCAUCCCGCAACAGGUAUAUUGAACAUAUGAAUGUUCUUCAUGAGAGAGCUGAGGAGCGAAAAGCCAAAAAUUAUAAGGGUGAUGAAGAGGAGACAGCUGAAGUCAUCAAAGCAGCGGCAGCCACGGAAGAGACUGAUACAGUAGCUCCUGUGGAAUCUGCUGCACAGGAUGGAAGUUCUGGGGUGUCCUCAGAAACUGGAGGGGAAGGUGACUUGCCAGCUGCCGACGCACCCGCUGCUGUGGAGGGAGCACAGCAGGAAGCUGCUGUUAACCUGGAAGCUGCUGCUAGUUCAGAAGCUGCUAAUGCAGAAGCUGCUACACUGCAAGUUUCCACGGAGGGGACGGCAGCUGAGGACGUUGCAAAGGAAUCCUAAGCGAGCAUCAUUGAAGCCUUUGAAAAGCUUAUUGGAAAUAUUUGGGCAAUCAACCAGCUGAUUCCUGUGUGAAACCUCAUCCUCUGCCUUGGAGACAUAAAACAAAUUGUGUAAUUUGUCACAGCCCACACUCCCUAUUAGGAUGACGAUUCAUUACCGAGCCAGAGAACCUAACACCAUCUAAGCUGUUUAGAGAGACGCUUCUGUAAUUAACCUCUCUGUUUUAGAAAGGAGCACCCAGUAAUAAAUGUCAAAGCACCAUCCAGAGUGAAAUGAAUGCACAUGCUAAGAGAAGCAGCAGACUUAACAGAAUUAGCCACAGGAACUCAUUGCAGUUCUUCUUUGUCUAGUUACCCACGCUGAUGUCCUACCUUUGGGCUGAACUGUGCUGCAGAUUUAUAACAUUGUACCAUUCCACGUUCAGUUUUAAGAGGAAAGUUUUGCUACGCUAAAAUCUUACUGAAAGUACUUGUUGGUAUUUUUAAAUUGAGUCAUGGGGGAAAAUAACCACCUUAUUUUCUCCUGAGUUUUUAAUUUGCAAUAGUAACCAUCAGAUAUGCAAUUGUACAAAAUCCAGUUUUCCUCCUUCCUAAACAUUUCAGGUACUAUCUUCCCUUGUCCAACCAAGGAGAAGACUUUCUAAAAGUUUCAAGUAGUCGCCUGCUUGGAGAGCACUGCCCUUUUGCAAGCGGUAGCAAUAGACACCUUAGAGCAAAUUAGAGCAUCUGUGAAAACCAAAGUAAUGCCGGUUGAAGUGAUCGGGGUGGGCUCCGUGCCCACCAGCCUUCUUGCCCUGGUGAGAGCCCCUCUGAGCUGUCCUGCCGCGUGGGGACACGCGGCGGCGGCCCGGCCAGCUCGGAGGCUUCAGAGAGGCUGUUGCACAAACCAGGCGCGAUGCAGGCCCUGGGAAAGCUCCUCUUUAGGGCUAUGGCACAGGCUUGCAAAUGCCCAGAACUGUUAAAACCCAGAGAGGUUUUCUUUCCAUGGCCUUGGAAACCCGGAGCAAGCUGUUACUUGUCAGAAUUUUCUCUGAGAGAGGCAUGUAACAGCCCAGGCAGAGCUUGAGAAGUGUGGCCUUUUAUUCUGUUUUUCAAAAUAUGCAACCAGAAAAUAUGCUUGUUAGGUAUUACCUUAAUAAUAAAAAAUCUACAAUGAGUAACUGGUUUGUAUGACAGUGUUCUCUCGAGCCCCUCUUGCGCUAUGGGUAUGCACAUGUAUGUGUAUGUACCUGCACACACGUGUGCAUCCACUACAACAUUUUCUAUGGAGAUGCUCCUGGAGAAAAGCAUCACAGCCAUCCUGAAAUGGCAAUGAUUCCAAUUCGGAUGUGAGACAAGGCGUAUCAUGUACAACCUACACAGGAACUGUGAACUAUAAGGUAUAACUGACA